AUGGAUUAUCAGGAUGAUGGUUUUGGUGCCAAUGGCGGGGGAGAGAGCAAGAGAGUGGGGGAAGGGGUUUCUGAGGAGAGUAUGGUGGGGUCCGAUGGUUUGAAGGGUUUAAAUGUAAAGGAGAAUUUUCAGGAGGUGGUAGAGCCACGAGAGCAGGUUCAUGACCAAGGAUCCAAACUCUAUCCGGGGGAGGCCGUAGUUGAUAAACAGGAUGAUGCCGCCACUAGAAGUGCAUUGACUUCAGUUUUGGUGGAUGAAAAAAGUCCAGAUGUCGUUCAGGAGCCUGGUUCCUCUAAUGAGGCUGUUGGGGCUGAUACUGGGCAUGGGAAGCUGGGGGAAACUGAUGUAAUUGCUAAUCAGGAUUUGGAAAGGGAUGGGGUGGGAGUUGAUAGUAUGCAUCUGAAUGGUGCUGGUUCUGGAGUGCCUGGAGAUGGAGAAUUUUUUGAUGAGUCUAAAGGUUUUGGGGAUUAUAAUUUGGAGCAUAGUGAUGGGGGUGGUGGAAAGGAAGAGUCUGGGUUAAAUUCCGAUUUAGAGGUGUUAGAUAAGGAGAAUGAUGCUAUGGUGGAUGAAUACUCUGGUUUGAUAAGUGAGAAGGCUGAAGUUGAUGAUUCUGUAUUCGUGACUCCUAGAGCAAAUGGUGGUAUAACAUUGGAUGAUAUAAGCAUAGACAAGGAUGACGGUGUUGCUACUGAGGAUAUUUUCAAAUAUGAAUCCAGUGAGGUCAUUCCAGCUGAAUGUACUGAUGCUGGGCAUUUGAAGGAGUGUGACGUUGAUCCUAAACUUGGAGAUGACGAGAUAGAAGUGAAGUUAAAUGCUUCGGUUGAUUCUUCUGGUGAGAUUCAAGAUGGUACAUGUGAAGAAGUGCAUGUCAAUUCAGCUCACAUGAAUUUAAAACAACAGGAUGAAGUAACUAGGGAUGUGAACAAUGAUACUUUGGGCGCUGACAUAAGCCAUGGGGAUAGCAAUGGUGAAGAAGUGAGUGCCUCAGCCAUUCUGAAUGCUGAAUUAACUGGUUAUGGAAAUGGUGAUGCUGAAGAUGAAAGGCCAUCCAUUUUGGAAAAUCCCCCUACUAAUGAGACAACGACUAUUCAGGAGGCUAGUGCAGCUGAUCCAAAGGGAGGAAGUAUUAAGGAUGAUCAAUCUCUGAUUUCUGAUGAAAAGCUUAGGGACGAUGACAACACUUCUGUGGUUGAGGAGCCUGAAAGUAUACACGAGAAGAUUAUUCAAGGGACAAAAAGCUCACAAGUAACUGGAGAGCAACUUGUUCAACCUUCAGCAGAUAUUUCUUCUUCAUCUGAAAGGUCUGCUGAUACUAGGCUCCCCUCUGCUCGUCCUUCAUCUGAAAAUUCUACUGGGGCUGGUCCAACUCCUGUUCAUCCAGCUGGCCUUGGUCGGGCAGCUCCAUUGCUAGAACCUGCAUCUAGGGUGGUGCAGCAGCCUCGUGCUAAUGGUACCGUGUCUCAUGCUCAGGCGCAGCAAAUGGAGGACUCCUCAAGUGGGGAGGCUGAGGAGUAUGAUGAGACACGUGAGAAACUUCAGAUGAUCAGGGUGAAGUUUUUACGGUUAGCUCAUAGGCUUGGGCAAACUCCCCAUAAUGUUGUUGUAGCUCAAGUUUUAUAUAGAUUAGGACUAGCUGAGCAACUAAGAGGAAGGAAUGGGGGCCGUGUUGGUGCUUUUAGCUUUGACCGUGCAAGUGCAAUGGCUGAGCAGCUUGAAGCCGCAGGUCAGGAGCCACUUGAUUUCUCUUGUACAAUAAUGGUCCUUGGAAAGACAGGAGUUGGUAAAAGUGCCACGAUCAAUUCUAUUUUUGAUGAGGUUAAGUUUAAUACCAGUGCUUUUAAUAUGGGAACCAAGAAGGUUCAGGAUGUCGUGGGAACAGUGCAGGGUAUUAAGGUACGGGUCAUUGAUACGCCGGGACUUCUACCUUCCUGGUCAGACCAACGAAGCAACGAGAAGAUCCUCCUCUCUGUUAAGCACUUCAUUAAGAAAACUCCACCUGAUAUUGUGUUGUAUCUUGAUAGGUUAGAUAUGCAAAGCAGGGAUUUUAGUGAUAUGCCACUCUUACGCACAAUAACAGAUAUUUUUGGGCCAUCCAUUUGGUUCAAUGCCAUUGUAGUACUGACUCAUGCAGCAUCUGCCCCUCCUGAAGGCCCCAAUGGUACUGCUUCUAGUUAUGACAUGUUUGUGACUCAGCGUUCUCAUGUUGUGCAGCAAGCCAUUCGCCAAGCAGCUGGUGACAUGCGUCUCAUGAAUCCUGUAUCCUUGGUAGAGAACCACUCUGCUUGCCGAACUAACAGGGCUGGCCAGAGAGUAUUGCCAAAUGGCCAGGUUUGGAAACCUCAUUUGUUACUUCUAUCUUUUGCCUCUAAAAUUCUGGCCGAAGCAAAUGCUCUUCUUAAGUUACAAGAUAGUCCACCUGGAAAGCCUUAUAUAGCUCGAGCACGGUCGCCUCCGUUACCUUUUCUUUUGUCUACCCUUCUCCAAUCCAGACCCCAGUUAAAGCUGCCAGAGGAGCAGUUUGGUGAUGAAGAUAGUCUUGAUGAUGACCUUGAUGAGGCAUCAGAGUCUGAAGAUGAAAAUGAACAUGAUGACUUGCCACCAUUUAAGCCUUUAACUAAGGCCCAGGUGGAAAAGUUGUCUAAAGCUCAUAAGAAAGCAUAUUUUGAUGAGUUAGAGUAUAGGGAAAAGCUUUUGAUGAAGAAACAAUUGAAGGAAGAAAAAAAGCGACGGAAAUUGAUGAAGAAAAUGGCAGAAGCAGCAAAAGAUCUGCCCGGUGACUAUAGUGAAAAUGUGGAAGAAGGUGGUGGUGCAGCUUCUGUUCCUGUCCCCAUGCCAGAUUUGGCCCUGCCUGCUUCUUUUGAUUCUGAUAACCCCACUCACCGUUAUCGAUAUCUUGAUUCAUCAAACCAAUGGCUUGUUAGACCUGUUCUAGAAACUCAUGGAUGGGAUCAUGAUGUCGGUUAUGAAGGUUUGAAUGUAGAAAGAUUGUUCGUUGUCAAGGACAAGGUACCUUUGUCUUUCACGGGUCAGGUCACUAAAGAUAAAAAGGAUGCUAAUGUUCAGAUGGAAAUAGCUGGCUCAGUUAAGCAUGGGGAAGGGAAAGUAACUUCAUUAGGUUUUGAUAUGCAAACUGUGGGGAAGGACUUGGCUUAUACAUUACGAAGUGAAACAAGAUUUACUAAUUUUAGAAGAAAUAAGGCAACUGCCGGUCUCUCAUUUACUUUACUUGGUGAUGCCUUAUCGGGUGGAGUUAAGAUUGAAGACAAAUUGGUUGCUAGUAAGCGAUUCAAAGUGGUUAUCAGUGGUGGUGCAAUGGCAGGGCGCAAUGACAUUGCUUAUGGUGGCAGUUUGGAGGCCCAGUUGAGAGAUAAAGAUUACCCUUUAGGUCGUUUCUUAUCUACUCUUGGGCUCUCUGUUAUGGAUUGGCACGGAGAUCUUGCUGUUGGGUGCAAUGUGCAAUCUCAGAUCCCAGUUGGACGACAUACAAACCUGGUUGCCCGCGCCAAUUUGAACAACCGAGGGGCAGGACAAAUAAGUGUUCGAUUGAACAGUUCAGAACAGCUUCAAAUUGCUUUGGUUGCUCUUAUCCCUCUCGUAAAGAAGCUAGUGAGCUAUCCUCAACAACUGCAGUAUGGACAAUAUUAA
Messenger RNA from Sphenostylis stenocarpa, 3645 nucleotides. NCBI's taxonomy places the organism in Eukaryota, Viridiplantae, Streptophyta, Magnoliopsida, Fabales, Fabaceae. The record is from the annotation of a GenBank genome assembly.